Penicillium argentinense is the source of this 3444-nucleotide messenger RNA. RefSeq names its product lipase family protein. Gene Ontology annotation, biological process: lipid metabolic process. Bases 1 to 3444 code for a protein of 1147 amino acids. The transcript has 2 exons. The record is from RefSeq and is a predicted model, not a curated record. NCBI's taxonomy places the organism in Eukaryota, Fungi, Ascomycota, Eurotiomycetes, Eurotiales, Aspergillaceae.
AUGGAGGCUCCCAACAAUAUUGCAAAUAACCCCGACGACACGCAGAUCGCCCCCGCGGUCACCCACCUUCCCGCGACGUCGGGUACAACGCUGCUCCCGCGGCCAGUCGCGUCCUUGGUAUCACUGCUGACCCAGUCGACCUCGCUCUCGCUGCGCGUGGGGACCUUCUUCGGCGGCGUGGCUCUCGAUGGCGCGCGAGCAACCACCCUCACCAGCCUCGAACUAGGCCGCGCCUUGAUCGAAGGUAUCCUAACGCGCGCCGGGCGAGAUGUGGCCAUUCGUAGCGGGGACGAACACGGGAGGAUGGAGGCCGAGUCGUUGCUGGAACGAAGUUUAGCUACCCUGCAUACAACUGUAACCUCGGCAUCUUUCUUCGCCGCGGCGACAUUCCAUUUUUCCUCCACGACGCUAGCGUCCGUGGCCAACUUCUCCCAGGCACUUCUGUCGACUCUAGAUGCGAUCCUAGGCUCGACCGAGUCGUCCCGAGCCAUUGCAGCUAUCAUCACGCUCAUCCGGCGUGAGUUCCGGUCUGUAGAUUCCAAUGCCGAUGCCGAGAAUAUUGGCGUGGGAGAUUUACUCAUUGGAUCUGUUGGCUUUGCUCUGUUACAGCGAUGGGGCAAAAAGAAAACUGAACGAACGCUGCGUGAAAAGGGCGGGGAUGAGAUCGUCUGGGAUACGGUCAUUCUGGACAACGGUGCCAGGGCCGACGUGGUCGGGGCGCAUCAGCUGCAAUUUUCGAAUGGAGAGCGCGAGGAACUUCCCGCCGAACCGGAAAGUGCUUCUUUCGUGAUGCCUGGCAAUGGUGAUGAGUCUUUUGAUGCGGUUCAUCGACGAUCCAGCAUUGAUCCCCUUGCCGGAUCUCGACUCUCGAUUACUUUAGAUGGUCAACAACAAGUGUCCGAUGAAGACCUUCAGGCUUAUAUCAUGAGUCAACUACCUCAAGGCUGUCACGCCUCGAUCAAAUCUGAAGUUUUGACUGCUCGGACAAUUACGGUCGACAUCUUCAAUGACGAUAUGGCCGAGAUUGCUGCUCCGCCUGGCACUACGAUGAUUGAGGAACGGUUCCAUCAUGACCACGACUAUGAUAAUUCCAAUGUCCCGGAAUACCAGCGACUUCCCAGGCAUACAGUCGUUUUCCGGACCGCGUUCAACAAGUCCCAGAGUACUCAGCUUCGGCCCCACGACCUUCCCAAUGAUGCGAGCUCAUCUGAUUCUGACCAAACUCACUGCCCUCUGCCAAUGCCAACCCAUACACUACCAUCAACACAUCUGGGGCCUCGCUCGCAGCAAACACAGUCUCACUCAGACUCCAGCAACUCCACCCUCAAGCGACAUGUAUCCAGCCCCGAACCGCCCAACGGCCAAACCCAAAAACCGCCAUUCGGACGGAACUCACUCUCGAAGUUCGCACAGCGAGUCAAGACAAAUGGUUCAGAGAAGUCAGAAACACUGAAAAGACCUGCGCCCAAGAAGCCGGCCUCAAAACUACCAGGUCCGACUCCAUCUGGAAUCCCUACCAUUCGUCCUCCUCUGAAGCCUGCUAAAGGAACAGCUUCAGUCGAGGACGCAACAGCAAGAGAGGUUGCCAAUCGCGCAGAGCAGAGGAAACGUACCAGCGAAAUACCAGAUCGACCAAGUACUCCAGCCCCGAACCGAGGACUACGACGAUCCCCCUACCCAGGCUCACCCCAAUCUCCUCGAACACCAGCCAGGCCCAUCCCAUCUCGGGAUCCUCACGGCCGCACAAACUCCCGCGCAGGCCACUUCGCUGUCCGUGAAAAGAGCCAGGAAUGUCUUCUAACUCAGACGGAUGCAUUUUCGCGUCGUCGGGCGGGCGAACUACGACCUGGAUCCCCGGCUACAACGCGCCAUGUCCGCAGCAGCAGUUCCAUGUCUCUGACAAGAUCCGAAACGGAUGGCACGGUCUCGGUCAAUGACCAUCGACCCGGCUCUUCGGUGCUGCAUAGACGGUCUCAAUCGUAUACACCAAGCAUGUACUCCGUCGCCACGGCUGGCUCAGAAACAUCGCUGCUUCUCGCCCAUCGUCCACGCAAAAGCGCCUACGAAGACACAGAUACCAUCCAGGCUCUAAAUCGCGACGGCCUUGUUCCGGGUAUUUUCCCAGUGAGACACUUUGUCCAGAACAUCCGGCGUUUCUGCCGCUUCUCCUCUGCUUCCUACGGCGCCAGUGCACUGAAAGUCAUGGGCGUGCCGAAGGGUUCAAACUUGAAGACUCUCCCACAGAUCACAUCCGACAGCCACGAGCACAGCGCCUUCUCCGACCACACGGGCCUUCCAUCGUCGACGAUCCUGCUCUCCUCCUUUGUCGAUCCAGCCGGCGGCUCCAACGCAGCCGGCGAGACGGAAAGCGGCUUCCCACUCGUCCACUAUCUCUCGGCCGACCAUGAUUCCAAAGCCAUCGUCCUGACUCUGCGUGGAACGUGGGGUUUCGAGGAUAUUCUCACUGACAUGACAUGCGACUACGACGACCUGGAAUGGCAAGGCAAGAACUGGAAGGUGCACAAGGGGAUGCACGCAUCCGCCAAGCGACUCCUCGAAGGUGGCGGUGGAAGGGUAAUGAUUACCCUCCGCGCAGCAUUAGAAGAGUUUGCCGACUACGGCGUCGUGUUAUGCGGACACUCCCUUGGGGGCGGUGUCGCUGCCCUCCUUGCAACGAUGAUCUCCGAGCCAAACCCCAAUGCCACAGGGACGUCCUUCGUGACAGCCUCGUAUCAACCAGCUCCGUGUCCGCGCCUCCUAGCUGUCGACAGCGAGACAAGUCUACACGCCUCAAGCCCAGAGCCAAAGACCUACAACCUUCCCACUGGCCGCCCAAUCCACGUCUACGCCUACGGUCCUCCAGCCGUGAUGUCGCCAUUCCUCCGCCUCGCAACAAGGGGGCUGAUAACAACCAUCGUGAACGGAGGCGACGUGGUCCCGAGUCUAUCACUCGGCAUCCUGCACGAUAUGCACACAGCCUCCUCAGCCUUCAAAACAGAUGUCGGCGGCGCAAAAUCGCACAUCCGGAACCGUCUCCACGAGUCCCUGCGUCAGAGCAUCAUCCACAAGUUCUACGUCAACCAGCCGCCGCUGGUCAUCAAUGCCGGCGACGGGGUCGGCGAGGACGCCUGGGCGUGGAAAACGCUCAACCUCCUCCGGGAUGAGAUGCGGGCGCCGAAACUCAUGCCGCCCGGUGAAGUGUUUGUUGUUGAGACUAUGCGCGUGCUGCAGCGGGAGGCGUUUACGCCGGCGCCGGACUUUAGUGCGGCGGAUUCGUAUCCGAGGCUUGGGCGGCCGGCGACGAGGGUGCAGAUGCGCUUUGUCAGGGAUGUGGAUGCUUUCUUUGGCGAGUUGAGGUUUGCGGGUGGUAUGUUGAGUGAUCAUAAUCCGGCACGGUAUGAGACGAGUCUUGCGGCGUUGGCAAGGGGAGUUCUUGAUGAGUGA